This is a messenger RNA of Aureobasidium subglaciale EXF-2481, 1150 nucleotides long. RefSeq lists its product as uncharacterized. Bases 93 to 995 code for a protein of 300 amino acids. Gene Ontology annotation, molecular function: oxidoreductase activity. The record is from RefSeq and is a predicted model, not a curated record. The transcript is spliced from 3 exons. Lineage: Eukaryota; Fungi; Ascomycota; Dothideomycetes; Dothideales; Saccotheciaceae.
GAAGGAUUCUCAGCCCCGCUCACGACACACAAAACAAAGCGAACCUUGUGACAACAAUCGUUCUUGAUCAACAUUCUCCACCAAAUGUCAUCAUGUCGAUAAUAAGAAAUGUCGCCAUAAUUGGGGCUUCCGGCAACUUCGGCACUCCUAUAACCAACGCCCUUUCGACGUCAAACUUCAGCAUCACAAUCAUAACUCGCUUGUCUUCCACAACAUCUCAUCCUUCAGGCAUACCUGUCAAACGCAUCGCCUACGACCUCACUUCCCUCACAAAAGCCUUUGCCAAUCAAGAUGCAAUUAUUUGCGUCGUUGGCCCCGGUGGCAUUCCUUUACAGAAAAUCUUCAUCGAUGCCGCAAUUGCCGCAGGGGUGAAGAGAUUCAUCAUUGAUGACUUUGGAUGGGGACCCGAGGCACAUGGCUUUGACGAGUUUGCCGCUAUCCACAAGCAAAGAAGGGAAGCUUGGGAUUAUGCUGCUGAAAAGGCACAAGAGCAUAAAGACUUUACAUGGACAGGGUUGACGACUGGAAAUCCUAUUGAUUGGGCAAUGAAGAAGUUCCCAAUGAUGGGCUUUGAUGUCGCAAAACAUGAAGCCAUCAUUUACGACGACGGAACAGAGAGAUUCACAGGCACGACGUUGGAAGGGAUAGGACAAGCCGUCCUCGGCGUUCUGGAGCAUCCAGAAGAGACAGCAAAUCGUUUUUGCAAAGUGCAAAGUAUCCAGACGUGUCAGAACGAGCUUUUGGAAGCUUUCGAGAAGGUGACAGGAGAGAAGUGGAAGGUCACGAAGACCACAAGCAAGGAAUUGAUACAGAGUGGAAAGGAAGAUCUUCAUACUGGGAAUGGGAUGUGGAGGUUGAAGUUGGCGGUGGCGACUUUGUAUGAUGUUAGUGAGGGAAGAGGUAUGGUUGCUGCUUCGAGGCAAGAGUCAGAUGCGGAGUUACUGGGCAUCAAAGACGAGAGUGCAGGAGACAUCGCGGCGAAGUUGCUUCGGUAGUGGAGCCGUGCGGAGAGCUGCAAAGAGAAAACGACGACCCCGAUCAUUAUGAAUUGAUUAAUCAUUGAAGACAUCCGACUUGAUAUGCUGUAGAAUGCGUGCAUUUGCAGAGAAGACUGUCUUUCGGAGGUCUAUGUCUCCGGCCCCCAAACUAA